AUGUUUUGCCGCCUCAAGUCAACCCCACCCUCCCUCUUCUCUUCUCUGAACUCUUUCCAUCCUUCUACUCGAUCAUUCUCAUCCACAUCCGCAAUCAUGUCCCAGGUCUUCUUCGAUAUUCAGUACGCCCCUGUCGGCACCUCUACCCCCACGACUGGCCGCAUCGUCUUCAACCUGUACGAUGAUGUCGUUCCCAGAACUACCAAGAACUUCCGUGAGCUUUGCUUGAAGCCCGAGGGCCAGGGUUACAAGGGAUCCGGCUUCCACCGUGUCAUCCCCCAGUUCAUGCUCCAGGGUGGUGACUUCACCCGCCACAACGGUACCGGUGGUCGUUCCAUCUACGGUGAGAAGUUCGCCGAUGAGAACUUCAAGAAGCAGCACACCCGCCCCGGUCUGCUCUCCAUGGCCAACGCUGGCCCCAACACCAACGGCUCCCAGUUCUUCAUCACCACCGUUGUCACCUCUUGGCUCGAUGGUAAGCACGUCGUCUUCGGCGAGGUUGCCGAUGAGGCUUCCAUGAAGGUCGUUAAGGCGAUCGAGGCUGUUGGCUCUUCCUCCGGCUCCAUCCGCUCCGCUGUCAAGCCCACCAUCAUUGAGUGCGGUGAGCUCUAA
Penicillium verhagenii is the source of this 612-nucleotide messenger RNA. RefSeq names its product peptidyl-prolyl cis-trans isomerase (gene cyp4). The coding region runs from base 1 to 612 and encodes 203 amino acids. Gene Ontology annotation, molecular function: peptidyl-prolyl cis-trans isomerase activity. NCBI's taxonomy places the organism in Eukaryota, Fungi, Ascomycota, Eurotiomycetes, Eurotiales, Aspergillaceae. The record is from RefSeq and is a predicted model, not a curated record. The transcript has 4 exons. Gene Ontology annotation, biological process: protein folding; protein peptidyl-prolyl isomerization.